Molecule: messenger RNA, 690 nt
Organism: Camellia sinensis
Lineage: Eukaryota; Viridiplantae; Streptophyta; Magnoliopsida; Ericales; Theaceae
Source: RefSeq, a predicted model, not a curated record
AUGGCUGGACGAACAAGAAAUAAUAACAACGGUAAUGGUGAUGGAGUGUCUGAUGGCAAUGUUGCUCGAAUUAUACGCGCGAUUGCUGAUAGGGUAGGCAAUAUACCACCCCGAAACCAAGAUCAAAACAAAUCUGAAAUGAUAGCAAAAUUUGAAAAGCUAUAUCCCCACAAAUUCCUUGGUGGAUCAAACCCCCAUGAAGCUGAAGCUUGGGGAAGCAGAUCAUUGGUGGAAAUGAUCAAAGCUACUCGACAAGUAGAGACAUUAACUUUGAGACAAUUCGAAGACCUAUUCAUGGAAAAGUAUUUUCCUAACUCGCUAAGACAAGAAAUGAUUCAAGAGUUCCUCCAACUGAAACAAGGAAAAAUGUCAAUCGCUCAAUAUGCGAACCGUUUUGAAGCUCUUUCACGAUACGCUUCAGCCAUAGUAGCAAAUGAAGAGGAUAAGGUUAGGCGAUUUGAAUGGGGCUUGGACACAGACAUUAGAGGAAGAUUGAUCGCAGUGCAACUUUCUACCUAUGCUCAAAUGGUGGAUCGAGCUUUAAUUGUGGAACGGGAGUUAGCGGAUUCCGAAUGCAUUCGAAAUCAGCGAUCAAGGAACAACAACCAACUACGCGGAGGAGGCCCAGUCCGCAACACCAGAGACCAUCCUGCGCCAGCACCUUAUGCCGAAGGGUUACAGCAGCAAUGA